Impatiens glandulifera is the source of this 638-nucleotide messenger RNA. Its product is annotated as protein phosphatase 1 regulatory subunit INH3-like. Lineage: Eukaryota; Viridiplantae; Streptophyta; Magnoliopsida; Ericales; Balsaminaceae. Bases 112 to 471 code for a protein of 119 amino acids. The transcript has a single exon. The record is from RefSeq and is a predicted model, not a curated record. Gene Ontology annotation, cellular component: nucleus. Gene Ontology annotation, molecular function: protein serine/threonine phosphatase inhibitor activity; protein phosphatase 1 binding.
CCGUUCUUCAAACAAAAGAAAAAAAAGAAAGAAAGAAAAGGAGAAGAAGAUCGGAUAUAGAUUUUGGUUCCGCAAAGGAUCUAAUCAUCGAAGAUUCAUUCGAUACGAGCUAUGAUCGGAAGCAGCACGAGACAAUCGGGGCCGUCAACGGCGGCGACGACCACCACCAGAACCAUAACCCUAGAUCCCAAUCCCUCCGCCUCCACAUCGCAAUCGCCAGAGGUAUUGGUGCUGAGGCUCAAUCGUAUUAAGAAGAAGAAGGUCAGUUGGAAAGAAGGAACCGUGGACAACGAAUUUCUCAACAAGAAAAGUUCCAAGAAGUGCUGCAUUUUUCACAAAGAAAAACCAUUCGACGAGGACGACAGCGACGACGAUGACGACGACCACGAUCGUACUAGUUCUUCCAAGAAGAAUGUGGAUGAUCAUCACCAUCACCACCACGACGACGGUGGUGGUUGUUCUCGGAGCUAGGUGCGAUUUUAACAAUGUUAUAAUUAACUGAUUCGAUUACCAAUACUUAUUCUGUUACACAUAUAUAUAUAUAUAUUUCCUGCGAGGAGUGAACUGUUGUUUAUAGGAUUAGACUUAUUGAAUCUCUAAUGGGAACUGUUUAUAUAUUAUUACAUGAUUGUUUUUCU